UUUUUUUUUUUCGGCUAUUGUUUGGUUCGCGAUCGAUUUUUCUUGAGUUUUUCUGGCGCAUACCCGGAAGUAAACAGUUUGGCGAUGCACGGUGCUGUUCGUGAGCAAGUGUCAAGUGGUCGCUCCCAGGUCGGAUUACCUUCACGACGGACGAGCAUGGCCACUGCACAUUCCGCCCGCUCUAAAAAUAUCUAUUAAGGGCACAGGAGGAAGAGAGGAAAGCGGGGCAGGGGGUUAUUUUUAGCCAUUUUCACCGUUGCAUGUCGGUUGGAGAAGAGGUCCAAACAAAAACAUGCCCGCAACCAGCAUGAGACCCAGGGCUCGGGAGCGGAACAACAUCCUGAACAGACCCGAGUUCAUGUCGCUCAACCAGCCGCUGAGAGGCGGGGCCCCCCCGGAGAACCGCGGUGGCGGCGCUGGCGGAGGAGCCGGUGGUGGUGGCGGAGCGGGACCGAGGCGCUCCAGUUCCCUCCGCAGCCAGCCGAGCGAGGAAGCCGGAGAUAGCGCAUCCAAGACGGACGCUGGCAAGCGCGGCGAGCCGAGCCAGCAGCGGCUGCCGGAGGAAGACUGCAUGCAGCUCAAUCCGUCGUUUAAGGGCAUCGCAAAGAGCUCGCUGCUCGCCAUCGACAUCAGCCUGUCCAAGCGCAUGAGCGUGUGCGCGUACACCUGGUCGUCGUGGGGCGGCUGUCGUUCCAUGUUCAACCUGCUGGCGCUCACCGGACACGGCCUCACCUGGAUCAUCGGCACCGUGGUGUGCCUCACGCGCAGCAACACCCUGGCCGGCCAGGAGGUGCUGGUCAACCUGCUGCUGGCACUGAUUGUGGACGUGUUGACGGUGGCGGGGGUGCAGCGUCUGGUGAAGCGCAAAGGACCGUGGGAGAUGUCGCCGGGGUUCCUGGACCGCGUUGCCAUGGACGCGUAUGCCUUCCCAGCGGCGCACGCCAGCCGUGCCGCCAUGGUGUCCAAGUUCCUGCUGUCUCACCUGGUUCUGGCCGUGCCUCUGCGCAUCCUGCUGGUGCUGUGGGCCGUCCUGGUGGGGGUGUCACGCGUGCUGCUGGGCAGGCAUCAUCUGACAGAUGUGCUUUGUGGCUUCGCCCUGGGUCUCUUCCACUUUGGCCUGAUGGAGACGGUGUGGUUGUCGUCCAACACGUGUCAGGCUCUCAUCUCCAUCGGAACCCUCAGCUGGAGUCCCUUUUUUUGACUGUACUACUGCGCUAGGACUUCACCGGUCGCAGUUGUCACAUUCUCAAUGCAGGUUUGCAUGAAAGGCCUUAAAAAGACGUGUACUGUUGCUUUCAUUUCAUCCAGGACCCUUUUUUUUUUUUUUUUAAUCCUCUUAAACUAACUUCCAUAUUGUAAAAAAAACAUUGUAUUUUGGGGGCUAAAAUAGUAAUAUAACUUAAAUUUGGGUCUAAUGUCUGCAGCAAUGGUCAAUUAUAAUUUACGCCCUUCCAAUAAAGUUCCUAAUAGCCCGUAAUGUAGAUGCCACAACAUGGUGGCUAAGCAACUCUUUUGUCUAAAUGAAAGUCCUCAACUUAGUUCAACGUAGAUCCUUGGCCCCAAGGUAAUAAAUAAAAAUAAUGAAGCUCUUUUUCCCAAAUGAAGAUUCUCGAAUGCUACAUGAUGGAAGCAAAGCACUACUUGUGUCUAAAUACUGACACUCCUCAACCUACUUUGAAACAAUUUGAUGGCAAAAAUACCACAAGAUGGCUGCUAAAAAAUACUUUUAUCAGAAUAACCUGCUGAUCCUCAAAUAAUUUCAAAGGGUUUGAUGGCAGUCAUUUUUGUCAUAAAAUUACGACUUUAAAAUUACAUCUUUCUUCCCUUGUGAUAAGGUUGUGAUGUAUUUUUCAGUCUGGUUACUUUGCACUGUAUUAUUUAGAAAACACACUAUUUGCUAUCUGAAUUCUCUGACAAUUUACAUCGUCAUUGAACUUUAUCUUUAAUUUUAUUCAUGUUUCUUCAUUUCAGUCAUUAAUAUUUGGCUAUUGUGUUAAUAGACUAAAGGGCUGAGCUGUUCAAAGUUCCACAAUUAUUGUGCCAGAAUGCAUGUUAGCAUAUAAUACCGCAUUCUUUGAAAACAAUGUCUUUGUCUUUGAUAGCACCCGCCCUGCUGUUUUUGGGACUAUGUAGCAAAACAACCUAAGAGAAUGAUAAUGCAUCAGAUUUAUAUAGUGCUUUUUUCGACAUGUGUUUUUACAGUUUUUCUCACGCCCAUCUUGUUAAUAAACAAAGAUGGAAGUCGGUAAAA
Messenger RNA from Syngnathus typhle (broad-nosed pipefish), 2251 nucleotides. Its product is annotated as inactive phospholipid phosphatase 7. Gene Ontology annotation, molecular function: sphingosine-1-phosphate phosphatase activity. Lineage: Eukaryota; Metazoa; Chordata; Actinopteri; Syngnathiformes; Syngnathidae. Gene Ontology annotation, cellular component: nuclear envelope. The record is from RefSeq and is a predicted model, not a curated record. Bases 293 to 1201 code for a protein of 302 amino acids. The transcript has 2 exons.